AUGUACAGCUUUAUGGGUGGAGGGUUGUUCUGUGCAGGCGUGGGGAACAUCCUCCUGAUCGUUUCCACAGCAACCGAUUACUGGAUGCAGUAUCGGCAGUCCAGCAACUACAUGCACCAAGGCCUGUGGCGCUACUGUACACCAGGGAAAUGCUUCCCACACAAUGACAGCUUUGCCCACUUAGAUGCAACCCGUGCCUUCAUGAUCCUUUCUCUUCUGGCUUGUUUCAUUGGCAUCAUCAUUGGCAUUAUGGCCUUCAUCCAUUACUCAUCCUUCGACAGGUUUGACAAAACCUUUGCUGCAGGCAUUUUGUUUUUCAUCUCAUGCUUUUUAGUGUUUCUAGCCAUGGCUGUGUACACUGGGGUGACAAUUAACUACUAUGGGAAACGCUAUGGAAACUGGAGGUUCUCUUGGUCGUAUAUCAUCGGCUGGGUGUCAGUGGUGCUUACCUUCUUUUCAGGAAUAUUCUAUAUGUGUGCCUAUCGGAUGCACGAGUGCCCCAGGAGCGCCAACUCGCAUUAG
This is a messenger RNA of Stegastes partitus (bicolor damselfish), 522 nucleotides long. RefSeq names its product lens intrinsic membrane protein 2.1 (gene lim2.1). Gene Ontology annotation, cellular component: plasma membrane. The coding region runs from base 1 to 522 and encodes 173 amino acids. The record is from RefSeq and is a predicted model, not a curated record. NCBI's taxonomy places the organism in Eukaryota, Metazoa, Chordata, Actinopteri, Pomacentridae. The transcript has 4 exons. Gene Ontology annotation, molecular function: structural constituent of eye lens.